Scleropages formosus (Asian bonytongue) is the source of this 1667-nucleotide messenger RNA. RefSeq names its product mitochondrial ribosomal protein L48 (gene mrpl48). The coding region runs from base 598 to 1260 and encodes 220 amino acids. The record is from RefSeq and is a predicted model, not a curated record. The transcript is spliced from 8 exons. NCBI's taxonomy places the organism in Eukaryota, Metazoa, Chordata, Actinopteri, Osteoglossiformes, Osteoglossidae. Gene Ontology annotation, cellular component: mitochondrial ribosome.
AAAAAUGGAUAUAAGAAGAAUCUUAGACAUACAUAUAUUUACCAACUGUAACAAGCUUAUAACUGUUUUGUCUACUUCACUUGGGCAGGUUAUUCAUGUUCCAAGGCGAUUUACAAUCAUGUUAAGGAAUUUUACAAUGCUUUUCUCCAUUUAUAUUGUAGGUUAUUUGUAGUGGAGCAAUUCAGAACACGUACAUUGAUAAUUGGUACUACUGCAGGAGUGGGAUUCCAACCAGGGACCUUAUCAUGCGUCAACGCUUAACCAGCUACUGCGAUCCUUCACUUAAACAUUAAUCGGCAAAGCUUAAAAAAAAGGAGGAGGUGUGGAAUCUAAAGCAGUUCAUCUCUUACAGAUAGAAAAUUAAACAUGUGAGUGAGGAAUUUAAGAUGGCAUAUUUUACAACAUCGAAUGAAACUAGGAGCGGUUGAACGCUAAAGAAACGGAACCAAACAUUGUGACCGCGAUGCAUUAACUGCAUUUUAGAGGGACGGACAUACCGGAAACUCUUUUUCUAAGAAAUUUCUUUUUGAGUUGCAUCGCCUUUGACAUACUUCAUCCUGUUUAAUGAAUAAAUUAGUUGUUGUUCGUAUAUGAACAAUGAAUACUGUUUUUACAAAGUUAAGAGUUUCUUUUUCACGACACAUUAAUGCCUUGGAGCGGACGGGAUCCAUAUUAGGGUCUGUGGUUGUAAAACAGCACCCACUGCUUGGCAGUCUCUUACCUAGUGAUGGAAGAGAGUACAAGUCGAUGCCAACCCAUGGAAUUGGACGAUAUUCUCACCUAAUACCAAAAAAUUCGUUCUCCCUAAAAAAGGUAAAGUCAAAGAGGAGGAAGAAGUUCUUAAAGGUGAAAGAGAUCAGUGAGGGGACAGAGACUGAGUACGGAGUACUGAACUUGACAGUCUCCGGCUAUGACAUGACUCUGGUCUCCCAUUACACCCAGUAUGCCCACCAUCUCUGCAAUCACCUUAAGAUUCCAGUGAGCCGCAGCUAUGGUUUGCCAACAAGGACCACAGAGAUCUUGCUCAUGAAGGAGCACAGCGCCAAGUUGGUUGUAGAUGCUGUGCUCAAAACCCACAUACGCGUAAUCCAGCUCAAGGAUCUCAGUGCUACGAUGUGUCCUUUGCUUAUUGAAGUACUACUGAAGAACCAGCCUGAGGGAGUUGACUUGUCUCUGAAACAGCACACACAGGCCGAUUUCCAGGCACGGUUCAAAUCUCGCCCAGAAAUGGAGGAGCUGUUGGCACAGUUGAACAACUAAUCACCACAAGAUGAGAUAUUCCUUCAGAACACCAUGUGUACAGCAUUUCCUUCAGACAGUCUUUGUACAUCAAAUGCUGAUUAAAAGGAUUGUGUGUAUUGUGCUUUUUUUUAAACAAUGUAAGGGAACUGUAUUCCUGUAUGACAUUAGAAGAAAAUUAUUCCUAUGAGUGAGGGGUACCUGUGGAAAAUAAUUCAUCUGGGAACAUAAAUGUAUUCAAGAUAAUCAAUGAAUGGUUUAUAAGCCAGCUAGAGGUAAGUAUUGUUGAUCAGGCUGAGCCUGGCAGUCAUAGCCAGUGUUAGUUCUAAACAAAUAACAAAGAUAUGUAAUUGACAGAAGGGUAUUUUACUGGGUGUUGCGGUGGCGCAGCGGGUUUGUCCAGGGUCUGCUCUCGGGUGGGUCUGGGG